AUGUCUUCACCAAACGUUCUCUCAAACAAAGACGUCAAUAUCUCAGCUAUGAAUCAAGCCAACAGUGUAGUUGAUGAGAAGAAGACACCAAUUGGUGCUGACCCUCAUUCUAUGGAGUAUCAUCGUCAAGUUUUGCAGAACAAGAUGCAACAGAACGGGGGUCAAGAGGAGAAAUACAUCUCCCCAUCGGAUACCAUCCAAUCACCAACUACUGCCAAAUUAUCGGCUUAUCGCAACAAACAAGUUGGAAAGAAUACUAAACCUCGCUCUCUCUUCGCAAAAACCUCUGCCAAAAAACUUGCCGCAAAUGGUCCACUUUUCGGCAAAGACAUCUCAAGCCCAAAACAAACCACAAACGAUAAUGCCGGCGACGCUAUGCAAGAAUAG
Messenger RNA from Botrytis fragariae, 387 nucleotides. Its product is annotated as putative spo12-like protein. The record is from RefSeq and is a predicted model, not a curated record. Lineage: Eukaryota; Fungi; Ascomycota; Leotiomycetes; Helotiales; Sclerotiniaceae. The transcript is spliced from 3 exons. The coding region runs from base 1 to 387 and encodes 128 amino acids.